Molecule: messenger RNA, 1819 nt
Organism: Monomorium pharaonis (pharaoh ant)
Lineage: Eukaryota; Metazoa; Arthropoda; Insecta; Hymenoptera; Formicidae
Product: cilia- and flagella-associated protein 300
Exons: 6
Coding region: 10-858 (282 amino acids)
Source: RefSeq, a predicted model, not a curated record
UGUACAUACAUGUUGCUAUUGAUCCUGCAAUUGUAUCUCCAUGGAGAUUGCAGGUGUGUAAAAAUGGAGAUUGAUCCGAAAUUCACGUUUGUGCCUCUAAAGAAAAAAAUCUAUGUCGGGAUUGAUGACAAAAAUACGCAAGAAUAUUUGUGUAAAUGGGGCUUAACAGGAAACUUCGUCAUUCAGAAUUUUUCAUUCAAUGAACCGUUUCAACAAUAUUAUAAAUAUCAACUAGCUGAUGCAUUUUUUAAAGAUGACAUUGUUGCAAAGGCGCUGUUGUCCAAACAAGGAUAUGCAUGGAUAAGACAAGGCAUACAAGCAUCGAGUGUGCAGAUAAAGCAAGUGCCAUGUUCAGUUUUAAGUAUGUCGUUCUUUAAUAAAUUAAGAGAUUCCAAUAACGGGAUUGUGUAUAAUUCCGGAACGAUUUGUAAAAGAUAUGACCUGCAAGUAGAAGACUUUUUGGUGUCUGACAAUCUGCGUGGUAUGCUUUUAGAUGAGGAAUCAAAAGAAUAUGGUCUAUAUUCGGAAGAUGAGAAAAACGAAUUUGUGUUUCGCAUUUUUCAAAUGCUUGUUCUUGGUGGAACAUUAUGUCAAUUUGAGGAUAUAUUACAGCCAUAUCUGGAUGUUACUAAAAGUAUCUAUAAGGAUCUUAUAAGAGUGCAGAAGCAAAAUACUUCAAAUGAUUUGUCCGUGAAUACUUUGGUUUUAGAAGUAAUUGCUAAGGAUAGUAGAGGUCAAGACUACUUCCCAUCUAAUUCUGAAAACCGGCAAAACAUCGCAUUUUUAUUGAUAGAUGCCAAUUGUCAUGAAAUUACGACUUUUAUACAUCAAUAUGGUGGAUAUUGUCCUGCAGAUUGAAUCUGAUUACUUUGUAUGUAUUUUGUUCUCUUAUAUCAUUCUAAUCAAUUGCUUCUAUCAUAUAUAUUUCUUUGAAAAAAUUCAGAAAUCCUUAUAUAAAUAUAUAUAUUCUUGUUUAAAUCUUAUAUAGGUAAAAUAAUUUGUGAUAAAAACAACAAUACUGUAUUUCUUGCGUUUCAUAUAAGAUAAUUUAUUCGAUUACAAAACGAGCUUAAUUAUAUUUAUUUCUGCAUAUUUUUAUAACUUAUAAUUAAAUAUAAUUUUUAUAUUAUACAGAAAGAAUUAUUGAACUAGAAUAUACACUAUUGUUUUAUGUAUGUAAUGUAUGUAAUUAUACACAUAUAAAUUACACAAGUCAUUUAUUCAUGAAAAUUAUAAAAAAUUAUUAAAAAAACUCAUUAAUUAAGUAAAAUUUUAAUUUAUUUUUAUUUUUAAUCCCAAUUGAAAAUUAAAGAAAUUGCAAUGCGAAGCCUUUCCUUGUGUACGUAAUAUUAAUAAUUGUUUACUCUUCAGUUACUUUAAAGAAAUAAUUUUUUGCAAAAUAUAUCGACAAUCGCAGAAAUUAUAUAUAUGAUUAUAUUACAUACAAUUUAGAAAUAGAUAAAUAUAUAAGUGUAUAACGCUUGUGAGAUUUAUAUGUAAAGAUUAUGUGUCAAUCUGUUUUAUUUAGAGAUAUUUAAAUGUAGGUACAGUAGAACAAAAACAUUUGAACGCUCUAUAAAGUAUCUAUUUUUAAAAGCUUUUUGUUUUUGUGGUAAUUUGAACCAUGAAUUUGAAUCAUGAGUAUUAGCCCGUUCUUUACGACUUAGAUGUGACUAGUAUACAAUAUUAGGUUGUAUUUUAUCAUACAGAUGUAUAAUUCCUAAAUCUGUAUCUUGCUUAUAUUACGAGCCUUUUUGCUUAUAAUAUAAGUAGAAUCUUCUUCUCAAUUUUCUUAUUAUUAUCCAUACAAAUAAUUGCG